AUGUCUUGCAAAUGGAAUACUGCAAUUCAAUCUGAUCUUGUCUGUCUAUCUAUCUGUCUAUUGCAGUCAGUUCACAUCUAUCUAUCUAUUUAUAUCUAUUUAUCUCUCUGUUCAUGUCUCUCUAUCCAUAUUUAUUUAUCUAUCAGAUCAUAUCUCUAUAUCUAUAUCGGACUGUUUAUUUCUUUCUGUUUAACUCUGUUCAUAUCUAUCUAUCUAUCUAUCUCAUUCUGUUCAUCUCUCUCUCUCUCUCUCUCUCAUUCUGUUCAUCUCUCUCUCUCUCAUUCUUGUUCUCUCCACUUUCCCCCUAUUGUAAGUGUUCUCUCCACUUUCCCCACCUCCUGUAAGUGUUCUCUCCACUUUUCCCCACCUCCUGUAAGUGUUCUCUCCCCUUUUCUCUUCCCACCUCCUGUAAGUGUUCUCCUCUUUCCCCCACCUCUUGUAAAGUGUUCUCUCACUUUCCCCCCACCUCUUGUAAGUGUUCUCUCCACUUUUCCCCCACCUCUUGUAAGUGUUCUCUCCACUUUUUCCCCCACCUCUUUGUUCUCUCCACUUUUCCCCCACCUCUUUAAGUGUUCUCUCCACUUUUCCCCACCUCUUGUAAGUGUUCUCUCCACUUUUCCCCCCACCUCCUGUAAGUGUUCUCUCCACUUUCCCCCCACCUCUUGUAAGUGUUCUCUCCACUUUUCCCCCACCUCUUGUAAGUGUUCUCUCCACUUUUCCCCCACCUCUUGUAAGUGUUCUCUCCACUUUUCCCCCACCUCUUGUUUUUCUUUCUUUCUUGGUUGUUGGUUGGUCUGUUUUCUUUAUUUCAUUCUCGGAAAAAGAAAAAAUAAAGAAAACAAACUUUUUCUUUCCCAGUUGUUUACCCAUCUAUCUAUCUUUCUAUCUCAUUCUGUUUCUAUCUAUCUAAUUCUGUUCGUAUUUAUCUAUCUAUCUAUCUAA
Molecule: messenger RNA, 942 nt
Organism: Acanthosepion pharaonis
Lineage: Eukaryota; Metazoa; Mollusca; Cephalopoda; Sepiida; Sepiidae
Source: the annotation of a GenBank genome assembly